This is a messenger RNA of Vicugna pacos (alpaca), 3223 nucleotides long. RefSeq names its product ankyrin repeat domain 6 (gene ANKRD6). Gene Ontology annotation, biological process: positive regulation of JNK cascade; negative regulation of canonical Wnt signaling pathway. NCBI's taxonomy places the organism in Eukaryota, Metazoa, Chordata, Mammalia, Artiodactyla, Camelidae. Gene Ontology annotation, cellular component: cytoplasm; nucleus. Gene Ontology annotation, molecular function: protein binding. The record is from RefSeq and is a predicted model, not a curated record.
GGCGGCGGCGCUGGGCGGCGCCGAGGCCCAGGGCCGCGGGAGCCAGCGGAGCCCGUCUCCAUCGACUCCCCUUGCCCCUCGCCCUGUCGCCGGCAUCGGUCCCUGCGGCACGGAGAGAAAGGUCCCAAAGAUGGCAUAGUGCUGGAAGCACCUUCCAAUGAUCGAAGCAUCUUUACCCAAGGUGCCUGCCCGGGCCAGUCGCGUCGUGUUGAGCCAAAGGGACUUGUCUACACCUUUCCCGAAAACGUCUUUCUCUCCUAAUUCAUGAGCCAGCAAGAUGCGGUCGCCGCGCUUUCAGAACGCCUUCUCAUAGCUGCGUACAAAGGCCAGGCGGAGAAUGUGGUUCAGCUCAUCAACAAGGGCGCCAAGGUAGCAGUUACCAAGCAUGGCCGGACCCCCCUGCAUCUUGCUGCCAACAAGGGCCAUCUUUCUGUGGUCCAGAUCUUGCUGAAGGCUGGCUGCGACCUCGAUGUCCAGGAUGAUGGGGAUCAGACCGCCUUGCACCGGGCCACGGUGGUGGGGAACACCGAGGUCAUCGCGGCGCUCAUCCAGGAGGGCUGUGCUCUGGACCGACAAGACAAGGACGGGAACACCGCCCUGCACGAGGCGUCCUGGCACGGUUUCAGCCAAUCAGCCAAGCUGCUCGUUAAAGCAGGAGCCAACGUGCUUGCCAAGAACAAGGCGGGGAACACGGCUCUGCACCUGGCCUGCCAAAACAGCCACGCCCAGAGCACCCGCGUCCUCCUGCUGGGCGGGUCCCGUGCCGACCUCAAAAAUAACGCAGGCGACACCUGUUUGCACGUUGCCGCGCGCUAUAAUCACUUGUCCAUCAUUAAGCUCCUCCUCAGUGCUUUCUGUUCUGUCCAUGAAAAGAACCAGGCUGGAGACACAGCACUUCAUAUUGCUGCUGCCCUAAAUCACAAGAAGGUGGUUAAAAUCUUACUGGAAGCCGGAGCAGAUGGAACCAUUGUUAAUAAUGCAGGCCAGACCCCGCUGGAGACUGCACGCUACCACAACAAUCCGGAAGUUGCUCUUCUCCUCACAAAAGCUCCCCAGGUCUUGCGCUUCAGUCGUGGGCGAAGCUUGAGGAAAAAGAGAGAAAGGCUCAAGGAAGAGAGGAGAGCUCAGUCUGUGCCGAGAGAUGAGGUGGCACAAAGCAAGGGAAGUGUCUCAGCAGGAGACACUCACAGCAGUGAACAGGCCGCACCCAGAAAAGAAGAGGCCAGAGAAGAUCUCCUGUCUGCCUCCCCGGAGCCCACAGCAAAGGACAGCCGGCCGAGAAAGCCCAGGCCCAAGGUGUCAGCAUUUUCUGACCCCACCCCACCAGCGGACCAACAGCCCGGACAGCAGAAGAACUUGCACACUCAUGGUCACCCUAAAAAGAGGCCCAGGCAUCGAUGUUCGCCCCCGCCCCCUCCCCACGAGUUCAGAGCGUACCAGCUCUACACGCUGUACCGGGGCAAGGACGGGAAAGUGAUGCAGGCACCAAUAAAUGGUUGUCGAUGUGAACCCCUCAUCAACAAGCUGGAGAAUCAGCUGGAGGCAACGGUGGAGGAGAUCAAAGCAGAGCUGAUAUCGGUGCAGGACAAGAUGAACACGAAGCUGGGGCACAUGGAGACUAAGACGCAGCACCAAAUGCGUGUCCUGGACAAGCUGAUGGUUGAGCGACUCUCAGCAGAGAGGACAGAGUGCCUGAACCGCCUGCAACAGCACUCGGACGCGGAAAAGCAUGAGGGAGAGAAACGGCAGAUGUCCUUGGUGGAUGAAUUAAAAACCUGGUGCAUGUUAAAGAUUCAGAAUCUGGAGAUGAAGCUUUCUGGAGAUUCUAGGGUGUCCAGGACUAAAUCCACACCUUCCACUUAUGAGUCGUCCACAGGUGUGGAUCAGUCGGUGGUGACUGCAGGUCCAGUGGCAGCUUCGGACAGUUCCCCUCCGGUGGUCAGGCCCAAGGAGAAGGCCCUCAGCUCCACAGCAACCCACAGACUCCAGCAGGAGCUGUCUUCCUCCGACUGCACGGGCUCCCGACUGAGGAACGUCAAGGUCCAGACAGCCUUGCUCCCUUUGAAAGAGGCCACCAAAUGUGAUCUGCAGGCUGGGCCCUGUGUUGACAGAGGCACCCAAACCAAGAAGUCUGGGAAAAGCGGGCAGACGAGGCACCGGACCCAGCAGCCAGCGCCCAGCAACACCUGUAGGCAGCCGCCCCCAGCAGCAGGCGGCGAGCAGACCGCCCCCCACCUCCGAGACACCUCCCAGGCGCUGGAGCUCACCCAGUAUUUUUUUGAGGCUGUCUCUACCCAGAUGGAAAAGUGGUACGAAAGGAAGAUUGAAGAGGCGCGGAGCCAAGCCAGUCAGAAAGCCCAGCAAGACAAGGCCACGCUGGAGGAACAUAUUAAAAGUUUAGAGGAGGAACUUGCUAAACUGAGGACUAAGGUACAGAAGGAAAACUAGGGCCUGGGAAGUGGCACCAGGCAGGACUGUUGAGGAUUUCCAGUCCUUCGGCUGCUACUGUGCACAGAGCAGACUUGCCUUUAAAAAAUCACUAAUUUCUAAAAUGUGCCAGACACAGUCUUCCUAUGCCCUGAGGUUAUGAAGACGUCAACAAUUAGACUGAAACCAGGGGAAGCUUGCUUAGUUUCAGGUUUCAUUACAAACUUGAAAUCUCAGCCCAAGUUCAUCUGAAGUUCAAAAGCUCAGAUUAAGCAAGCCAUGCUAACGAAUGGAAGGAUGUUUAAACCUAAACCUUAAUAUUCAGGAUAUGAAACAAUGUAAAUGAAGAGCAGGGAAAGAUAUUAAUCCCCUGUGAACUGAAAUCAAGCAGUCACUCCUAUGUAAAACACACCUGCCGUGCCUGGACCAGAGCGUCUUUCUGUAAGAGCUGCAACAGACGCGCUAAACCCUCGCUCUCAAGUCUGUAGUUCUCACAAUGCCGAUGUUUUAACCAGGGGAAAACUUAAAUAAAUUUUGAGGAGAAAGAUUUUCAUGAUGUCACAAGAUCCAGGAUAUCUUAAAAUGUUUCAAAAAAUCAAAGUGUAUUUAAAUAAUGAGUAAUUGACUCAUAGCACUGGAGAUGUUUGCUAAUAAAUGAACUCAAAUGAGAAAGGUGCACAUCAUUUGAUCAUGGCUUCUGUAUAUUUCAGCCAAAAUACAGAAACACUACAAUCAUAGUGAUUUCUAAAGCGGAUUAAUGGGAAAAAAUUCAUGUAACAAUGAAACUUCUAUAAAC